AUGGUGCGGCGAUGGCUCGGCCUUGGCCAACUUGGGCUUGCCAUGGCAAAGCCCACGGAGCGGUACGCACGUAGCAUGGUGGCAAAUGCGGACGACCUACUUCGCUGGUUUCCGAACGCCAGCCUGGUCGUCUUGAGGGGAGCUGCAGUUCAGAUUGGGAUUGAAGAGUUGGGUAUGGCGGAGGCUCUCCUCGGCAGUGAGCUGUUUCCGAAGGAUGCACUUCGUUUUGGCCUGGGCAUCUACAACCCAUCCUUGGCCCAUGCAAAGCCCGGCUACCUCCUCGCCAUGUUCCGGGCUUCGAAUUGGCACUAUUGUCCAGAAUCAGGGUGGGAUGGAAAUUGGACGAGUGUCCCACAUCACAAAGCACAGGCAAACCAAUACAACCAACCGAUACUGGCCACACUGAAGCUGCCGGACUUGACAGUAGUUGAGGCGGUUCCUGUGGCCUUCCAGCGCGACAGCUUCCGGGCUCGCUUCCAGGAGGUGCAGGAUGGCAAAGUUCUUGCAGAAAGAUCCAUCGAAGGUCCGGAGGACCUUCGGCUUUACAAGUUUGAAGAAGACUACUGGCUGUCGUUCAGCUUUCGAACCGCUUACAUCGCAAAGCUGCGAACAAGGCUCUGCUUUGGGUCACGGGCACAUGGCUGCACGCCUGCUGCCUGGAUCGAGACCGGCAGUCUUACAGAAAUCACUCCGGAGGCGCUUCAUCGCCGGGAGCACCGGGAGCAGCAGGCCUUCAAGAAUCUGAACAUCGCCACCCUCCGCAAGGAGUCUGUUCUGGUGGAGUUCUCCCUGAAUCCUCGCGUCAUGCUCGAGGUUGACUGGGCGUCGGGGCUCUGGCAGCAGGUGUCAUCAACGCAAACACCCGCUCUGCCUUUGCUUCCGACUUCGCAGUUCUUCUACAGAGGAGGCUUCUGCUGUGUGGGCCCAGUUGACUGGGGUGGACGGGAGGUUAGCCUCGGCAUUGCGCACAUCAAGUUCAACCGGUACGUCUUCCUGCAUCGUUUCUACGUGGUGAACAACAAGUCUCCCUACGAGGUGCUGGCGACCUCCCCAGAGCUUUGCUUCCACUACCUCGGCCAAGCAGGCCUUGCCUGGGAUGAGCUGGGACCUGGCUGUGAGACCGUGCAGUUCGCUUCAGGCAUGGUGCUCCAGAAGCUCCAUUCAGAGGACCAGACCAUUCUGCUUAGCGCAGGCGUCAAUGACUGCGAAUCUGCCUUUCUGAUUUUGUCCUUGGACGUCGUGCUCGAGCUGCUCGUGCCAGUUGAAACAAGCGGCAGUCGCUGGGAGGCAGAUGCGAAGGAGCUGGUAAACCUGCCAAAGACCUCCAAGGACCUCCCGCUAUCACGCACGCUCCGUGCAAUGAUGUUGCUGUCUCAGGCCGGUCCUUUUCGGAAGAAGGCGGUAGCCAAGGCUCAUUGGCGCUUGGUGCUACUUUGGGCACGACGUCUGCUUGCUGCCUCAGCGAGGCCCUGCCAAGGGAAAGAAAUGGCUGCCUCCUGUCUCGAGGAGCAAUCAGCUUUCAAGGAUGCUCUCUCCUGGAUUCGGCCGCUUUGGCACUUGCGGGGUGAACUGAAACACUUGCCCAGCUGGAAGGAGCAGCGGCAAGUCCUGCUUCAGCUGAAGGCCGCCAGUCAGCAUUUGCUCUUGCACGACGAAGCCAAGACUCUCACUUCAGAGCUUGCGGAACUUGAUGCGGAGGCUCGCUGA
Molecule: messenger RNA, 1707 nt
Organism: Symbiodinium sp. CCMP2592
Lineage: Eukaryota; Dinophyceae; Suessiales; Symbiodiniaceae
Source: the annotation of a GenBank genome assembly